Molecule: messenger RNA, 2256 nt
Organism: Dipodomys ordii (Ord's kangaroo rat)
Lineage: Eukaryota; Metazoa; Chordata; Mammalia; Rodentia; Heteromyidae
Product: lanosterol 14-alpha demethylase
Exons: 10
Coding region: 101-1612 (503 amino acids)
Molecular function (GO): heme binding; iron ion binding; monooxygenase activity
Source: RefSeq, a predicted model, not a curated record
UGGCUCCAUCUAUUGGGAGGAGCGGCCGCGACCUCGGCCUCCAGUGUCCCGGGCGGAGUGAAGCGGAGCCGCGGCCGCCGCAGCCGCCGCCGCCGCCGCGAUGGUGCUACUGGGGCUACUGCAGGCUGGAGGGUCGGUGCUGGAGCAGGCGAUGGAGCAGGUGACGGGCGGCAACCUGCUGUCCACGCUGCUGGUCGCCUGCGCCUUCACGCUCAGCCUGGUCUACCUGUUCCGCCUCGCGGUGGGCCACAUGGUCCCGCUGCCUCCCGGGGCGAAAAGUCCACCAUACAUUUUCUCCCCAAUUCCAUUCCUUGGGCAUGCCAUAGCAUUUGGAAAAAGUCCAAUUGAAUUCCUAGAAAACGCAUAUGAGAAGUAUGGACCUGUAUUUAGUUUUACCAUGGUGGGCAAGACAUUUACUUACCUUCUGGGGAGUGAUGCUGCUGCACUGCUUUUUAAUAGUAAAAAUGAAGACCUGAAUGCAGAAGAUGUCUACAGUCGACUCACAACACCUGUGUUUGGAAAGGGAGUUGCAUAUGAUGUGCCUAAUGCGGUUUUUUUGGAACAGAAGAAAAUGUUAAAAAGUGGCCUUAACAUAGCUCACUUUAAACAGUAUGUUUCAAUAAUUGAAAAAGAAACAAAGGAGUAUUUCCAAAGUUGGGGAGAAAGUGGAGAAAAAAAUGUGUUUGAAGCUCUUUCUGAGCUUAUAAUUUUAACUGCUAGCCAUUGUUUGCAUGGAAAGGAAAUCAGAAGUCAACUCAAUGAGAAGGUGGCCCAGCUAUAUGCAGAUCUGGAUGGAGGUUUUAGCCAUGCAGCCUGGCUCCUGCCAGGAUGGCUGCCUCUGCCGAGUUUCAGACGCAGGGACAGAGCUCAUCGAGAGAUCAAGAAUAUUUUCUACAAAGCAAUUCAGAAACGCAGGAAGUCAGCAGAAAAAAUUGAUGACAUUCUCCAAACUUUACUAGAUUCUACAUACAAAGAUGGGCGGCCUUUGACAGAUGACGAAGUGGCAGGCAUGCUUAUUGGGCUGCUCUUGGCUGGGCAGCAUACAUCCUCAACUACUAGUGCUUGGAUGGGCUUCUUUUUGGCCAGAGACAAAACACUUCAAGAAAAGUGUUACUUAGAACAGAAAACUGUCUGCGGAGAGAAUCUGCCUCCCUUAACUUAUGACCAGCUCAAGGACUUAAAUUUGCUUGAUCGCUGCAUAAAAGAAACAUUAAGACUUAGACCUCCUAUAAUGACCAUGAUGAGAAUGGCCAAAACUCCUCAGACUGUGGCAGGGUAUACCAUUCCCCCAGGACAUCAGGUGUGUGUUUCUCCCACUGUCAAUCAGAGACUGAAAGACUCGUGGAUAAAGCGUCUGGACUUUAAUCCUGAUCGCUACUUACAAGAUAACCCAGCAUCAGGAGAGAAGUUUGCCUAUGUGCCCUUUGGAGCUGGGCGUCAUCGUUGUAUUGGGGAAAAUUUUGCUUAUGUUCAAAUUAAGACAAUUUGGUCUACUAUGCUCCGUUUAUAUGAAUUUGAUCUCAUUGAUGGGUAUUUCCCCACUGUGAAUUAUACAACCAUGAUUCACACCCCUGAAAACCCAGUAAUCCGUUACAAACGAAGAUCAAAAUGAAAAAGGCUGCAGGGAACUAACAUGUAACACAUCACUGUAAAGAUGCAGAGGCAUUUGAAGAGAAUGAAGUUCAUGAAACAACACUGUAAUGUUUUCUUGAGUGUGUAAUUGUAAAAGCCAGUAGAAUUUGAAGAUUUCUUAACUGAAUGAUACUGUUAAAUCUAAUGGAACAUUUUUCUAACAAUUUUGAUACUAUGUACUUUAAGGAUGUUAUGUUCAUUAAUAAAAAAAAAAAUUAGGGGAUCUAGGUAACUGACAGGUUUUAAAUGAUAGUUUCCAGGUACCAGUUUUAAAAGUACAAAUAGCUCUUAGUAUAAAAGUCUAGUGAAAUACUUCAAAAGGCUAUUCUAUUCAUUUACCUGGGGUAUUUUUUUUUGUGUAUAAAGAUAGAGUGGGAGGGAAUAAAGUGACAUUUAAAGCCUUAGGUAUGGGAGUAGUCUGUUGUUUUGAUGUGAUAAUACUCAGCAGUGAUGGAGCUUUGCUAUAGAAAAAUGUGUCCUUGGAAAAUUUUACUUGAAGCCUCACUAUAUGAAAAUGAGAGCUCUAGGGACAUGCCUUGAUAUAAUCAUAUUUCCUAAAAACAAUACAUUAAUACUUAAUAGUGCUUAUAUGUAAUAAAUAUGUAUCUGGUUCCACAAGACCAU